Dermatophagoides pteronyssinus (European house dust mite) is the source of this 3217-nucleotide messenger RNA. RefSeq names its product CCR4-associated factor Not3 (gene Not3). Gene Ontology annotation, cellular component: nucleus; CCR4-NOT core complex. Gene Ontology annotation, biological process: regulation of DNA-templated transcription. The record is from RefSeq and is a predicted model, not a curated record. Lineage: Eukaryota; Metazoa; Arthropoda; Arachnida; Sarcoptiformes; Pyroglyphidae.
AGAAUUUUUUCUGAAACAAAAAAAAUAAUUUUAAAACGAAAAUUUGAAUAUUAAAUUUUUCAAUAGUUUAUCUUUGUUGGUAUCGGAAAAUUGUCAACAUUGUUUUUGUUAUUGUUUUCCAAAUCAAUACGAACUAAACGCGCCAAACGUUGGAUAUAUUUUUUUAAUGAAUUGAUUAAUUCAUUUGUUUGUUUGUAAUUUGGCGAAAAGAAAAAACAUAAAUCAUCAGUCAACAUUUGAUUGUCGUAUAUUUACGAUUAUCAUCAAAUUCAAUGCAUCAUUGGAAUCAUCAUAAUCAAUUCCAUCAUAAUCACCAUCAUUGUCACCAUUUUUAUCAUAAUAAACAACAGGAACGACAGCCAUAUUUAUUAUAUAAUCAUAAUGGCAGAUAGAAGAAAAUUACUAGCUGAAAUUGAUAGAUGUUUGAAAAAAGUAAAUGAAGGUGUUGAAACAUUUGAUGAGAUAUGGGUUAAAGUUCAUAAUGCAACCAAUGCUAAUCAAAAAGAAAAAUAUGAAGCUGAUCUCAAAAAAGAGAUUAAAAAAUUACAGAGACAACGUGAUCAAAUAAAAACAUGGUUAGCAUCCAGCGAGGUUAAAGAUAAAAGAGAACUAAGUAAUUAUCGGCGAUUAAUCGAAAUGCAAAUGGAACGUUUUAAAGUGGUUGAACGUGAAACCAAAACUAAAGCCUAUUCAAAAGAAGGAUUAGGUGCAGCACAGAAAUUAGAUCCGGCACAAAAAGAAAAAGAUGACAUCACUAAUUGGCUAUCGAAUUCGAUUGAAAAGUUAUCCGAACAAGUAGAAUUAUUUGAAAGUGAGCUAGAAAAUCUACAAACAACACAGAAAAAAGGUAAAAAAGAUCGCGAAAAACAGGAACGGCAUGAUUUCGUCAAGAAUCGUGUGGAAAAACAUCGUUAUCAUAUAAAACAACUGGAAACAUUAAUGCGAAUGUUAGAUAAUGAAACGGUCGAAGUGGAUCAAAUCAAAAAAAUUAAAGAUGAUAUCGAAUAUUAUAUUGAAUCAUCACAAGAUGCUGAAUUUCAAGAUAAUGAAUAUAUUUAUGAUGAUCUAGACCUUGAAGAUAUGCAAGCAUUCCGAGCAAAUAAUGUGGUCGAUUUGACAAAUGUGCUCGGUAAUGCUGCAGGUAAAAAUGAAAAAGGAUCAGCAACAAAAACAAAUGAUAAUUCGACAACGUCAUCUACGGCGAAUAAUAAUACGACAACGGCUAAUGUAUCAAUGGAAAAUGUUGAUUGCAAUUCACUACCAGAGAGUAAUAAUAAUAACCAAAAUGCCUAUUCAAAUUCAUCGUCUACAAGUGAAUCGCCAGCACCAAGUCCUGGUCUUCAACAACAACAAAAUAAUAGUCAUCAUUCCACUAAUGCGACAUCAACGACAACAACGACAUCAUCAACAUUGUCGAAAUCGGCAAUGAAUAAUCAGAACAACAACAAUAAUAAUAAUCCAUUAUCAGCAAACAAUAUUAAUAGUAAUAAUUCAACAGAAUUUUCAUUCAUUACGAAUAGUGUAACAUCAAAUCACAAUAGUACACCAACGUCCGUAACGAAUCAAUCGUCUCCAAGUAAUAAUAAUACUAAUAAUAAUAAUAAUAAGACUACAGCAACAACAGCCGUUUGGUCUAGUUCGACCGCUACUGUAAAAACUAUUCUAAGCAACAACAACAUUACUUCCACAACGCAAUCAGUUACAACACCGUAUGCCGCCGCAGUUGCCUCAUCAGUUACCGGUUCUGGCACAUCAUUAUCAUCAUCAUCAUCAUCGUCAACUACAAAAACAUCAUCUUCGGUCACAACGGUAACAAAUGAUUCGAAUGUACAGCAAUCGAAUGAUUCAUCAUCAAUGAACAACAAUAAUUCAUCAACAUCGACAGUGGUAACAUUGUAUAGUGCAGCAGCGGCCGCCGCAUCAACGAUAACGUCUGCGCCAUCCGCUGUUGUAAGUAAUAACACGAAUCCUAAUCAAACAAAUCCAUGGAAUGCAUCCAAUCUUGCGGCAAUCGUUUCGAAUAAUACAAACUCGGCCAAUAAUUCUCAACAACAACAACAACAGCCUCCAAUUCAAUUGACAUCUCAACAACAACAAUAUUUGCUACAAAAUAAUCACUUAAUAAAUGGUUAUAAGGGAAUAGCAAAUGUUGAAAAUCUUAAAGGUUUAGCAGCAGCAGCUGCCGUAGCGCAAGGAAUGUUAACACCAUCGGUGACGAAUGCUGCAUCUAGUGGUCUAGAUAGUGAUCUAUUAAGCGGUGAUACGCCACAAGCAAAUGCGUUAUUAUCUCCAGCAUUGAUCGCUAAUGCCGGGGGACAAAGUGCCGUUCUUAAUAAUAAACUGUCAGCUGCUCAUCUGAAUGAUCUAGGUCCGAAUCAACCGAAUGCGAAUCAACAACAACAAUCAUUUCAACAUCUUGACCAUCUUAAUCAUGCGAAUAUAUUGAAAAAUAAUUUGAUGAUGCAUCAACGACAAAUGCAAGCAGUUAAUGUGCCAGUUUCAUCUGUUUCACCUCCAAGUAAUAUGGCAACAAUCGUUAAUCAACAAAGCAAACAACCACCACCAGUACCACAGCCGCCGAAUCAAUCGAACAUAUCACAGCAACAAGUCGAUGUGACCAAAAAUGCAAAUAUUCAAAAUCAGUUGAAUAAUCUUGUUAAUCAACAACAACAACAACAACAAACACAGCCGAAUCAACCACCACAAUCGCAAAAUUUUUAUUCAUCGACAAUGUUGUCAAGUCAACCAAACAAGCCAACCAUUUCAAAGCAAACAUUGUUUCAUAUGCAUUUACUUGAUGCAGCGUUUCGUCAACCUAUUAUUCCGAUCGAUUCGUAUCGAUUAAGACCAUUACAUAUAAAACUACCACAACUCCAUACAUAUUCACAAAUGUCUAGUUUUCCUAAUCAAACGUUGUCUCAAUUCAACAAUAUUGAAUUCUAUGAUCGCUUAACACCUGAAACAUUAUUUUUCAUCUUUUAUUAUAUGGAGGGUUCAAAAGCGCAAUAUAUGGCAGCUAAAACGUUGAAGAAUAAAUCCUGGCGUUUUCAUACAAAAUAUAUGAUGUGGUUUCAAAGGCUUGAGGAACCAAAACUUAUAACCGAUGAUUAUGAACAGGGAACCUACAUUUAUUUUGAUUUCGAAAAAUGGACCCAACGUAAAAAAGAAAACUUUGUAUUCGAAUACAAAUUCCUUGAAGAUAAAGAACUGAAUUAAA